AUGGAGAUUACUGGGAAGCAGUCUAUUGGUGGUCCGUCAACAAAACUGGGAUUCGACAAAUCCAAAGUGACCUGUUUCAGAUGUAAACAAAAGGGUCAUUUCAAAAGAGAAUGCAAAAAUUCUGAAGUUGACGAAACUGAGAAACCUUUCAAUGAUGAUUAUUACCGAAAGGCGAUUUACCAUCAUAGCAAAGAAGAGCCGAAAAUGAUCGAAAAUAAUCCCAAAGAGAAGUCAAGAGCAUGUGCUGUAAUCCAUGAUGAUGAAGGAAUGGAGAUAAUGCAGGAAGAGUAUGAAAAUGCUGUAAGAAAUAAAAGAUGGGACAAGAAGCGAGAAUGUUAUGUCAACAGAGAUGGUGAACCUGUUGUACACAGGAGGGACAUAGUUCAUGAUGAUGUUCUUUUAGUAAUUCCUCGAUCCGGCGAAUACUAUUCAAAUGUUGAAAAAGAUAAAACAUAUGUGAAAAGGCUGGAUAAAAUCAUAGGAGAUGCCAUGACAUCAAGUCUGAGGAAGAGGGAUGAAGAGAGAAUGAAGAAGAAUGUUGAUGAGAUGGUGAACGAUUUGAAGAAAGUUGCUGAAGAAGUUAAAGUCGAAGUUGUGAAAGUUGAGGAUGUGAAGAUAGAAGAGGAAGAUAAGGUGAUAAAAGAAGUUGUUGAAGAAAAAGCUGCUACUGAAGAACAUGAUGCUGGUGAUGAGAAAAAGAAAGAUGAUGAUCAAACACAGACAGAUGCAGAAGAGAACACCGAAGUGCUAAUCACUGAGAGCUUGUACUGA
Molecule: messenger RNA, 771 nt
Organism: Helianthus annuus (common sunflower)
Lineage: Eukaryota; Viridiplantae; Streptophyta; Magnoliopsida; Asterales; Asteraceae
Exons: 4
Coding region: 1-771 (256 amino acids)
Molecular function (GO): zinc ion binding; nucleic acid binding
Source: RefSeq, a predicted model, not a curated record